AGCAGCAGACACUAGUAAAGCCUCUAGCGAUCUUCUUUGUCGAGGGCGGAAGCGAGGGCUGCGUCGCGCAGGCGGUGCACAUAGAUUCUCCUAGACUCACGUGGAAACGGCGACCAGGAUGCUGCGCCGCGAGGCCCGCCUGCGCCGCGAGUACCUCUACCGCAAGGCCCGCGAGGAGGCGCGGCGAUCCGCCCAGGAGAAGAAGGAGAAGGUCCGGCGCGCGCUCGAAGAAAACCGCCUUAUUCCCACCGAGUUACGCCGAGAGGCUCUGGCCUUACAGGGGUCCCUGGAGUUCGAUGACGCCGGCGGUGAAGGUGUGACCAGCCAUGUGGAUGACGAGUAUCGAUGGGCAGGGGUGGAGGAUCCCAAGGUCAUGAUCACUACCUCCCGAGACCCCAGUUCUCGCCUCAAGAUGUUUGCAAAGGAGCUGAAACUGGUGUUCCCAGGAGCUCAGCGCAUGAACCGAGGCCGGCAUGAGGUGGGGGCACUGGUGCGAGCCUGCAAAGCCAACGGGGUCACUGACCUGCUCGUGGUGCACGAGCAUCGAGGCACACCUGUGGGGCUUAUUGUCAGCCACCUGCCCUUUGGGCCCACUGCUUACUUCACACUGUGCAACGUGGUUAUGCGGCACGACAUCCCCAACCUCGGCACCAUGUCAGAGGCCAAGCCCCACCUCAUCACACAUGGCUUCUCCUCCCGCCUGGGCAAGCGGGUCUCUGACAUCCUCCGUUACCUGUUCCCUGUGCCCAAAGAUGACAGCCACCGGAUUAUCACCUUUGCAAACCAGGAUGACUACAUCUCGUUCCGGCACCACGUGUACAAGAAGACAGACCACCGCAACGUAGAGCUGACUGAGGUCGGGCCUCGCUUUGAGCUGAAGUUAUACAUGAUUCGCCUGGGCACUCUGGAGCAGGAGGCCACCGCGGAUGUGGAGUGGCGUUGGCACCCCUAUACCAAUACUGCACACAAGAGGGUCUUCCUGAGUGCUGAGUAAGCCUGCUCACCAGUCAGGACAUGGACUUGGAACCUGGGAAGGUGGGGCUUGUCACAGACAGGCCCAUCAAGCUCAGGUGUGGGACUGUGAGUGGGGGAGGAAUGCUAAUAAAUCUCUGUAUCAUGUUGC
Molecule: messenger RNA, 1123 nt
Organism: Cynocephalus volans (Philippine flying lemur)
Lineage: Eukaryota; Metazoa; Chordata; Mammalia; Dermoptera; Cynocephalidae
Gene: IMP4
Product: IMP U3 small nucleolar ribonucleoprotein 4
Exons: 9
Coding region: 119-994 (291 amino acids)
Biological process (GO): rRNA processing
Cellular component (GO): Mpp10 complex; nucleolus; small-subunit processome
Molecular function (GO): rRNA primary transcript binding; snoRNA binding
Source: RefSeq, a predicted model, not a curated record